UUCAAUCUUCUUAAACCAUAAUAAUUUUUUUAAUUUGAAUGAAACAAAUGAUCUAUCUUUACCAGAAUCACAAUAUGUGUUAGUCAAUCAUAGUAACCAAAUAGAACCUGAAGAUGACAGAUCUGAAACUAUCACCAAUUCUAAUGAUACUGGA
This is a messenger RNA of Racocetra persica, 154 nucleotides long. The record is from the annotation of a GenBank genome assembly. NCBI's taxonomy places the organism in Eukaryota, Fungi, Glomeromycota, Glomeromycetes, Diversisporales, Gigasporaceae.